AUGUUUCUGAUUAAUUUGAUUGCUCCAGCAACUCUGACAACUGUUACACCUGAGAUUUGUCAAGACAAAGCGCCACCUGGUAAGGCAUCUGAUUGUACAUUAUAUCCAGAACUAUGUUAUAAUCCGAUCUAUAUGAAACUGAUGAAGGAACAGUGUCCUAAAACUUGUGGUUACUGUGACCAAAUAACGACUACAAAAUCACGUAGAAAAAUUUCAGCUGCUUGCCAAGAUAAGGAAGGACCUGAUGGAAAAUCGAACUGUAAAGAAGUAAAGUACCUUUGCAAUGUACCAAUUUACAUGCCACUUAUUUUAAUUCAGUGUCCUCAUACGUGUGGUUUGUGUUAA
Molecule: messenger RNA, 345 nt
Organism: Thelazia callipaeda (thelaziosis nematode)
Lineage: Eukaryota; Metazoa; Nematoda; Chromadorea; Rhabditida; Thelaziidae
Source: the annotation of a GenBank genome assembly